AUGCACGUUCAAUCUAUUCUUGCUACUGCUGUUCUUGCUGCCUCUGCAAAUGGUUUCCUUUUCGGAACUAGUGGAUGUGGUGCUCCAAAUCCAUGUGGUGGAUUAUCUCUUCCAAGAUUUGAAUUACCAAGAAUUGAACUUCCAAGAUUUGAACUUCCACAACUUGGAUGUGGUGCUCCAUCAUGCGGUGGAGGAUGUGCUGCUCCAUCAUGUGGAGGUGCUCCAGCAUACCCAGCUCCACAAACUAGCUAUGCUGCUCCACCACCACCACCACCAGCUCCAGCUGGUUAUGCCCAACCACCAGUUGCUGGAGGAUAUGGCGGUCCAAUUGGAGGAGGAUAUGCUGGUCCAGUUGCCGGUGGAUAUCAACAAGGACCAAUUGGUGGUGGAUACCAACAAGCUCCAGUUGGUGCUGGAUACCAACAAGCCCCAGCUGUCGGUGGAUUCCAACAAGGUCAAGCUGCCGGUGGAUACCAACAAGCUCCAGCUGUCGGUGGAUUCCAACAAGGUCAAGCUGCCGGUGGAUACCAACAAGCUCCAGCUGCUGGUGGAUACCAACAAGCCCCAGCUGUCGGUGGAUUCCAACAAGGUCAAGCUGGUGCUGGAUAUCAAUCAGCUCCAGUUGUUACCCAAGUCCAAACUGAAGUUUCUAAAGUUGAACCAGUAGCUCCAAUUGAGUCAGUUAUUGCCACUGAACCAACAGCUCCAGCUCCAGCCCCAGUUGCCGUCCAACAACAAUACGGAGACAAUGCCGCUGCUCAAACUGGAUCAGUCCAAGUCGUUGAAACUAAAGAAUCUGUUGUUGUAGCUCAACCAACUGAAACUGUUGCUGCUACCGGAUCUGCUCCAGGAUACAGAAGACACUAA
Messenger RNA from Strongyloides ratti, 867 nucleotides. RefSeq lists its product as hypothetical. Bases 1 to 867 code for a protein of 288 amino acids. NCBI's taxonomy places the organism in Eukaryota, Metazoa, Nematoda, Chromadorea, Rhabditida, Strongyloididae. The transcript has a single exon. The record is from RefSeq and is a predicted model, not a curated record.